AUGGUUUCACUCGAAGAAAAAACAAUCGAAAAUUUUAAUGAUAAUAAUGAGUUUGUGAUUGAUGUUGAAAAUUUGAAUUUUGAUUACGGAGGACCUCCUAUCUUAAAAGAUUUACAGCUAAGUUUGCGAAAAGGAAGUCGAUGUUUAUUAGUUGGUGCUAAUGGAGCUGGUAAAUCUACUUUACUGACAAUAUUGGCAGGUAAAAGAAUGGUGCAUAAUUGUAAAGUAAAAGUGUUUGGUAAAGAUGCGUUUAAAGAUGCACCAAAAAAUAUUACAUAUCUUGGAACUGAAUGGGCAAAUAAUCCUAUCGUUCGAGGUGAUGUAUUAGUUUCACAUUUAUUAUCUAAUAUGGGUGGAGACAAAUAUCCCGAAAGACGAGAUGAAUUAAUUAAUAUAUUAGAUAUUGAUCCAAAAUGGAGAAUGCAUCAAGUAUCAGAUGGAGAAAGACGUCGAGUACAACUUGUUUUAGGUUUAAUUCAACCUUGGAACCUUUUAUUAAUGGAUGAAGUAACGGUUGAUUUGGAUGUACUUGUACGAAGUGAUUUGUUAAAUUUUUUGAAAAAUGAGACUGAGGCAAGGAAGGCCACCAUUGUUUACGCUACUCAUAUUUUCGAUGGGUUAGGUGAUUGGCCUUCACAUAUCGCUCAUAUAAAGCUAGUUGAACAAUGGUUAAGAGAGGAUCUUCGGGAAUUACGACUUCAAGCUGAAGAAAGAAAGAAAUUAUCACAAGAUCAGGAUAAAGGCUUAUUAGGUAAUGAAAAACCAAGGACAAAAUGGGAUGACUUAUCCGAAAAUGUUACGGCUUACGGAGAUAAAUAUUAUAAUUAUUGGAAUCAUUAA
Messenger RNA from Diversispora eburnea, 840 nucleotides. The record is from the annotation of a GenBank genome assembly. Lineage: Eukaryota; Fungi; Glomeromycota; Glomeromycetes; Diversisporales; Diversisporaceae.